CGGCGGGCGCGGAGCCCAGAGCGGGCGCGGCGGAGCAUCUUCGGGUACCGCGGCCCCGGUGUGGGCCGCCUCCCCCGCAGGCCCCGGCCUCCUAUGGGCGGUGCCGGCGCCCCGGCCCCUGCACGCCCGUCUCGCUCGGCGUUAGCAUGGGCACGGUGCUCUCCCUCUCCCCCGCCGCCUCCUCAGGCAAGGGCGGCGGCGGCGGCGGGGGGCUGCUGGCCGACAAGGCGCCGGGAAGGGUGCCGGGCAAGGGCGAGAGCCGGCUGAAGCGCCCCGGCGUGCUCAUCUCGGCGCUCACCUGGAAGAGGCUGGUGGCCGCCUCGGCCAAGAAGAAGAAGAGCACCAAGAAGGUGACACCGAAGCCCGGCGGCGGGGCCCCGGGGGGGCCCCCGGGCCAGCCUGACCCGCUGGUGGUGCAGCGAAACCGCGAGAACUUGCGCAAGUCGGUGGUGGGGCCGGCCGACGGCGCCAAGCAGGGCCCGCUAGCCGUGCCGGUACCCACCGUGCCCUCGGCGCCGCAGGAGUUGCACCCGGGCUCCGGCGGGGGAAAGCCGCCGCCGCCACCGCCGCCGGUCGGCGGCCGCCCCCCAGGGUCCCCGCGCCGCGUGGUGGUGCAGGCAUCCACCGGCGAGCUGCUGCGCUGCUUGGGGGACUUCGUGUGCCGCCGCUGCUACCGCCUGAAGGAGCUGAGCCCCGGCGAGCUCAUCUCCUGGUUCCGCAGCGUGGACCGCUCGCUGCUGCUGCAGGGCUGGCAGGACCAGGGCUUCAUCACCCCGGCCAACCUGGUGUUCGUCUACCUGCUGUGCCGGGAAGCGCUGCGGGGCGAAGACAUCGGGAGCCAGGCCGAGCUGCAGGCCGCCUUCCUCACCUGCCUCUAUCUUGCCUACUCCUACAUGGGCAACGAGAUCUCCUACCCGCUCAAGCCCUUCCUGGUGGAGGGCGACAAGGGGCGCUUCUGGGAGCGCUGCCUGGGUAUCAUCCAGCGCCUCAGCGCCAAGAUGCUGCGAAUCAACGCGGACCCGCACUACUUCACGCAACUCUUCCAGGACCUCAAGAGCGAGGGCGAGGGCGGAGACGGGUCCAAGCACUGGACGAUCAGCCUGGACCGUUAGGGAGGUACCAGGCCCCCGGGGCCGGAAGGGGCCGCGCACCGAGGGGCGGGGGAGGAGAAGGACUGUCGGAUUCCCCAUCCUCCCCCCGCAUCCUCCUCGCCUUCCCCCCUCCCCGGCCGCCAGCUCCACAGAGACGCUACUUGGACCCUCCCUGCUCCGGAUCCUGCCGCCCCCCUCCCGCGCUUCCGACCCCAGAUGGGGGCUGCGCUCUGGAACACCGAGGCGGCGGCGAAGACCGAGGAGGGGGAGUGGUGUCUCUCCCGCCUGCGCGAUGGAGGGGGGAAGGCUGCGGAGGAGCGGAGGCUCCUUGGAUGCGUUUUCUCUAGAAAAAAAAAGGGGUGAAAAAAUGGAUGUGAGGGUCUGGGGCAGGAGUGGUCGAGAGGCCUUGGGGGUGCGGCGGGUGCCUCUGGCAGAGGGUGCAUGUGAACGAGCUCCCCGGCGCGGACAGAGCCGCCCUGCCGUGCUCCCGGUGCUGUCCGUGGUGCUGGAGCUGCCGCGCCUGAGCAGACAAAGGCGGGAGGGCAGGGUUACGGGCAAGGCUGGGGGGUGGGUUCUGUGUGAUGAGCGAUGCCUUCCCCCCCCCCCCCCCCCCCCCCCGCCCACGUGGGGGGAUAUGGGCCCCCCUGAGCAUGGGCGACGGUGCCCCUCACCCCGCGGGAGCCGCCCGCAUGCCUCUUUGUUCGAGCCGCUGGGGGUGGCGCCCACGCCCCUCCGCGCGGGUAAUUCCUCCCCCCGCCCCCCGGUGCGCCUCCCCAAACAAGGGGUUAUGCCUCCCCCAACCUUGGCUUGCUGCGAGUAAAGGGGUCUGUGCCAGAGGAGGCCUAGGGAGCCCAGGCGGAGGGGGUCUGUUAUGGGAGGGGGGGGGGUCCCCUCUCCUCUUGCUUUGCUUCACUGGAGAAUAAAGAGGUGGCCUGGAUGGGCCUGGUGAUGGCU
Pipra filicauda (Wire-tailed manakin) is the source of this 2045-nucleotide messenger RNA. It is a transcript of the gene CDK5R2, whose product is annotated as cyclin dependent kinase 5 regulatory subunit 2. Gene Ontology annotation, cellular component: cytoplasm; protein kinase 5 complex. Gene Ontology annotation, molecular function: protein kinase binding; cyclin-dependent protein serine/threonine kinase activator activity. Bases 147 to 1112 code for a protein of 321 amino acids. Gene Ontology annotation, biological process: positive regulation of cyclin-dependent protein serine/threonine kinase activity; activation of protein kinase activity; brain development. The transcript has a single exon. Lineage: Eukaryota; Metazoa; Chordata; Aves; Passeriformes; Pipridae. The record is from RefSeq and is a predicted model, not a curated record.